AUGGAAGCUCUUAUGAUACAGGCCAUUCAGGGCAGCGCCACCUUGAGAAAGACUUCGAUGCCUUGGAAUCUCGACGAACCCUACCCACAGUCCUACUACGACUAUGACCCCGCCACAUCCACCUGGGUCUCACAGUCCACAGGCCAAAGCACCCAGGACACCGCACCCAUCGCAACAAUAGCCCUCUACAGCUGGAACAUCGACUUCAUGCUCCCCUUCGCCGCCGCCCGCAUGAAACCAGCGCUCGCCCACCUCGAACACCUAACACGCUCCCUCCCACCAACCGCGGCCCCGAUCAUCUUCCUCCAGGAAUGCACCCCAUCAGACCUCACCACCAUCGCCGCAACCCCCUGGAUCCAAUCCCGCUUCCACCUCACCGACAUCGACCCCUCGAACUGGGCAACAACGCAAUACGGAACCACCGUGCUAAUCGACGCCCGCCUCCCGGUGUCAUCCGCCUUCCGCGUGCACUAUUCCAAAACACGCAUGGACCGGGACGCCCUCUUCGUCGACAUCUCUCUCAACAGACCAGAUGCGGGGAAAGAAAAACUAAUCCUCCGCCUCUGCAACACCCAUCUCGAAUCCAUGGCCUUCGACCCGCCCUUCCGGCCGCCGCAGGUCGCGCUCUUCGCAGAAUACAUGCACCGCGAUGGAAUCCACGCCGCGCUAGCAGCCGGGGACUUCAACGCCAUCCAGCCGUUCGACCGCACCCUGCACAGUGAGAAUAGCCUCAAAGACGCGUUCCUGGAGCUCGGCGGGCGCGAGGACACAGAGGAGGCGUAUACAUGGGGCCAGCAGGCGGCGACGAGCCAGCGGGAGCGGUUUGGGUGUUCGCGGAUGGACAAGGUUUAUUUCUGCGGCGGUGUGAAAGUGCGUCGGUUUGAGAGGUUUGGGGCGGAGAUAUUGGCGGAGGGAGAGGAGGAGCGAAAGGGGAUCGUGGAGUUGGGGUUUGAGAGGCCGUGGGUUACGGAUCAUUUGGGGGUUGUGGCGGAAGUGGAGGUUUUGGGUGCGAAUAGACCACAGCUUUAA
Aspergillus puulaauensis is the source of this 1029-nucleotide messenger RNA. Its product is annotated as endonuclease/exonuclease/phosphatase family protein. The coding region runs from base 1 to 1029 and encodes 342 amino acids. Gene Ontology annotation, biological process: double-strand break repair. The record is from RefSeq and is a predicted model, not a curated record. The transcript has a single exon. Gene Ontology annotation, molecular function: 5'-tyrosyl-DNA phosphodiesterase activity; single-stranded DNA binding. Lineage: Eukaryota; Fungi; Ascomycota; Eurotiomycetes; Eurotiales; Aspergillaceae. Gene Ontology annotation, cellular component: PML body; cytoplasm.